GGCGGCGGCGGCGGCGGCUCGGGAGACGGAGGGCGAGGGCGGCGGCAGGGGGAGCGCGACCCCGCCCGUCCAGCGUUGGCCUGGGGCUGGCCCCCCUCAGCCCCGCCCGCCCGCCCCGGAGCGCACCGGGCGGGAGCAGGCCGGGCCGGGCCUCGGGGCCUGCAGGGCUCGCCCCGCAGACGGCGGCAGCACCGGGAGGACCGCCGGGAAUCCAUGCGAAAGAAGCUUCAUUCACACAGAUGAGCCCCUCAGGGCUGAUGCGGCACUUUAGGCCCAGAUAGCUGGUUGACCACCUGCCCAGCAGAAUGCCGUCCACCAGCCGAGCGGGCAGCCUGAAGGACCCGGAGAUUGCCGAGCUCUUUUUCAAAGAAGAUCCAGAGAAGCUCUUCACAGACCUGCGAGAGAUCGGCCAUGGAAGUUUUGGAGCGGUUUAUUUUGCACGGGAUGUGCGCACCAACGAGGUGGUGGCCAUCAAGAAGAUGUCUUACAGUGGGAAGCAAUCAAAUGAGAAAUGGCAGGAUAUCAUUAAAGAAGUUAAGUUCCUCCAGCGGAUUAAACAUCCUAACAGUAUAGAGUACAAAGGCUGCUACCUGCGGGACCACACAGCAUGGCUUGUUAUGGAAUAUUGUUUAGGAUCAGCAUCGGACUUACUAGAAGUUCAUAAAAAGCCGUUGCAAGAGGUGGAGAUUGCUGCAAUUACCCACGGUGCUCUCCAAGGGUUGGCAUACUUGCAUUCCCACAACCUGAUCCAUCGGGACAUCAAGGCAGGAAACAUUCUACUGACAGAGCCGGGCCAGGUGAAGCUUGCUGAUUUUGGAUCUGCUUCCAUUGCGUCGCCUGCCAAUUCAUUUGUGGGGACUCCAUACUGGAUGGCCCCAGAAGUGAUUCUAGCCAUGGAUGAAGGGCAGUACGAUGGCAAAGUUGACGUGUGGUCUCUUGGGAUAACAUGCAUUGAACUAGCGGAACGGAAGCCUCCGUUAUUCAACAUGAAUGCCAUGAGUGCCUUAUACCACAUAGCGCAGAACGAAUCCCCCGUCCUCCAGUCCAGCGAGUGGUCUGAUUAUUUCCGAAACUUUGUAGAUUCUUGUCUCCAGAAAAUACCCCAGGACAGACCUACGUCAGAGGAGCUCCUGGAGCACGUCUUUGUCCUCCGAGACCGCCCUGAAACCGUGUUAAUAGACCUCAUCCAGAGAACCAAGGAUGCCGUCAGAGAACUGGACAACCUUCAGUAUCGCAAAAUGAAGAAACUCCUCUUCCAGGAGGCCCACAACGGACCAGCGGUGGAAGCCCAGGAGGAGGAAGAGGAACAGGACGCCGGUGUGGGCCGGACAGGGACCGUGAACAGUGUCGGGAGCAACCAGUCCAUCCCCAGCAUGUCCAUCAGUGCCAGUAGCCAAAGCAGCAGCGUUAACAGCCUGCCAGACGCCUCUGAUGACAAGAGCGAGCUGGACACGAUGGAGGGGGACCACACGGUCAUGUCCAACAGCUCCGUCAUCCGCCUGAAGCCGGAGGAAGAAAACUACAGGGAGGAUUCAGACGCUCGACUGAGAGGAUCGGAGCCGCAGUCUCCCCCCCAGGGGUCGCGCCACAGAUCCCAUUACCGCAACCGAGAGCACUUUGCUACCAUACGCACAGCGUCGCUGGUGACGAGGCAGAUGCAGGAGCAUGAGCAGGACUCGGAGCUGCGGGAACAGAUGUCCGGCUACAAGCGCAUGCGGCGGCAGCACCAGAAGCAGCUGAUGGCCCUGGAGAACAAGCUGAAGGCCGAGAUGGAUGACCACCGCCUGCGGCUGGACAAGGACCUCGAAACGCAGCGCAACAACUUCGCUGCCGAGAUGGAGAAGCUCGUGAAGAAGCACCAGGCGGCCAUGGAGAAGGAGGCGAAAGUGGUGGCCAACGAAGAGAAGAAGUUCCAGCAGCACAUUCAGACCCAGCAGAAGAAGGAGCUCAGCAGCUUCCUGGAAUCCCAGAAGAGGGAAUACAAGCUCCGCAAAGAGCAGCUCAAAGAGGAGCUGAGCGAGAACCAGAGCACCCCCAAGAAGGAGAAGCAGGAGUGGCUGUCCAAGCAGAAGGAAAACAUCCAGCACUUCCAGGCGGAGGAGGAGGCCAACCUGCUCCGGCGCCAGAGGCGGUACCUGGAGCUGGAGUGCCGGCGCUUCAAGGGGAGGAUGCUGCUGGCGCGCCACAACUUGGAGCAGGACCUUGUCCGGGAGGAGCUGAACAAGAGGCAGACCCAGAAGGACCUGGAGCACGCCAUGCUGCUGCGCCAGCACGAGUCCAUGCAGGAGCUGGAGUUCCGGCACCUCAGCACCAUCCAGAAGAUGCGCUGCGAACUGAUUCGGCUGCAGCACCAGACCGAGCUCACCAAUCAGCUGGAGUACAAUAAGCGCCGGGAGAGGGAGCUGAGGCGGAAGCACGUCACGGAGGUCCGACAGCAGCCCAAGAGCCUCAAGUCCAAGGAGCUCCAGAUCAAGAAGCAGUUCCAGGACACCUGCAAGAUCCAGACGCGGCAGUACAAGGCGCUGCGCAACCACCUGCUGGAGACGGCGCCCAAGAGCGAGCACAAGGCUGUCCUGAAGCGGCUGAAGGAGGAGCAGACCCGCAAGCUGGCCAUCCUGGCUGAGCAGUACGACCACAGCAUCAACGAGAUGCUCUCCACCCAGGCGCUGCGCCUGGACGAGGCCCAGGAAGCUGAGUGCCAGGUGCUGAAGAUGCAGCUGCAGCAGGAGCUGGAGCUGCUGAACGCCUACCAGAGCAAGAUCAAGAUGCAGGCGGAGGCCCAGCACGACCGGGAGCUGCGGGAGCUGGAGCAGCGGGUGUCCCUGCGGAGGGCUCUCCUGGAGCAGAAGAUCGAGGAGGAGAUGCUGGCCCUGCAGAACGAGCGCACGGAACGGAUCCGGGGCCUGUUGGAGCGCCAGGCGCGGGAGAACGAGGCCUUUGAUUCGGAGAGCAUGCGCCUCGGCUUUAGCAACAUGCUCCUCUCGAAUCUCUCCCCCGAGGCCUUCAGCCACAGUUACCCCGGAGCGUCUAGCUGGUCCCACCACCCUUCUGGGGGACCGGGCCCUCCCUGGGGCCACCCUAUGGGGGGCCAGCCACAGGCAUGGGGGCAUCCGAUGCAAGGGGGACCCCAGCCGUGGGGCCACCCCUCGGGGCCCCUGCAGGGGGUGCCUCGGGGGAGCUCGCUCGGGGUCCGUAACAGCCCCCAGGCGCUGAGGCGGACGCCUUCCGGGGGACGGACAGAGCAGGGCAUGACCCGGAGCGCCAGCGUCACUUCGCAGAUAUCCAAUGGGUCGCACAUGUCUUACACAUAAUACCUUCCGUUCGGUGCCCCCGUGCAGGUGGCGAUUCCACCGGUGCUGUCUGCCCACAGGAACUGCUGACAGGCCUCUCUCCCCAGGAGCCGGUCCUGGGCAGUGCCGGCUUGGGGUGCUGCUCGGCGGGCACGUCUAUCGGGGCACGCACCACGUUCUGUGUUUGCUAUUUGGGAUGUCAUAGUAUUUGGCUGCAGAGUCGCUCUCUCGCCUUAAAAGCACCCGUUUUAAGGAAGCUACGUGCGGUCGGGGGGAAGAACUGCCUCCCACCUGGGGCUGGGGGGAGAGCAAGGUCCCCGCCUCUCCUGCAGCUGGAGAAGGAAGGCGAGUGGGCUCCCCCUUUCCCUCAGAGGGCAAACUGCCCCGCGGAGUCUCGGCCCCCUCUCUCCUGUGCCGGGCCAGCUGCCCCUGCACGCCUCCCAGAGGCUUCCUUGCGGAGAGAGGCCCAGGGAAAGCAGCUCCCAAGGGCCUUGCCAGUCGGAAGAGGCUGGGGCGGGCGCACCCCCGGCCCGCAGCCGUUCGCUGUCUCUGUUGCACUAAGAUGCGCAGCCUCGAGAAUUCAGGGCGCACGCGAUGGCUUGGACAGAACUGCACUAGUCAAAUGCACCUGCUAGAAGCCUCUUCGCAGUUCGGCCCAAGAGGCUGUGCCGUGUGUGAGUGUGUGUGCACGCGUGAGUGGGAAGUGGGGCAGGAGGGGAGGGGAGGAGAGCUUUCUUACGGCUUAAUACUGUGACAUCUCACCGAAGUUCAGCAUCAGGACACCUCACCGGGUCCCUGGCCCCGCCUGGCCUGCCGGCUCUCCUUCAGAAGCGUUGAGACCCACGGCCCGCCAUCCCCAGGCUCGAGAUCUCAUGAUGCCAUAAGCCGCCAGUACGCCACCAGGAGACCGGGAGCCCCCCCUCCUGACACUACAUUUGCCAGUUUUCAUUAGGCUCCUGGGCUUGCCACAGUUCUCUCGUUUAUACGUCAAACCGCAACGUUUGUCAGUGUUUGACUUGCUGCGGGGGCCCAGGCUGCUCAGCUGCUGCUGUGUUGCCGCCGGAGGCGUGGGUCGCAGGUGGGGCGGUGGCCACAAGUCCUCCCCCAACCCGUGGCGAGCGGGGCCGCCCGGUCUUCGCAGGUCAAGAGACCCAGCUUCCAGGGGGCCCUGGGGGAGGUUGCUCCGCUCUCAGGGUCCUGGGAGCCUUUGGUGCCAGGGCAGGGCAGGGGUCCCACUCCGAGCCCCCACAGGGCCGCCCUGGGAGCAGUUGGCCCGAGGCUUGGUCAGAUCACUACCAGCUGCUCCCCCUGGCGUUCUGUUGUACAUUAGUUUCCUUGCACACGUAAACAAACACUAGCUACUAACUUUAGGAUUUGCCUUUUAACACACCUAUAGGGCUCAGAAAUGUAAAGGUUUUUUUUUAAUGUCUUUACGUGACAUACUUGUAUAGAAGAAUAUAUGCUUGUGUGUCACACUUUUGCUCCUUUUUUAAUCAGUGUGACUUUUAAUUUUAGCUAAAUUAAAAACCCCUUCAGGUCCUUUGGUUCAGCUGCAUCUCUCUCCGCCCCACUUUGGCUUCUGACUGUGGAGGCCACAGGGAGCAGCGGGGGGCCUGGAGCCUGUCCUGGAAAGGGGGUGCAGAAGGGCCCCCCUCCUGCAUUGGGCACAGCUGUUCUUGCCCAGUGUGAUGUUCCUUAAGAGGGCAGGGCUGGGGGGGAGGAGCACAGCCCCCUUCUGUGUUUUACCCUCCUGGACUGAUGGGCCCCUGCCAAACUUCCACGGUCCUGAGAUAGCUGUGACCUCUCUGUGUGUGUGUGUGGGGGUGUCAGCCAGCUAACUGAUUUGUGGGGAGGGGCAAUCACUGAGACGGAAGCCAGAAACACCCCCUUUCCCGGCCCAUCCUCCUCCAAGGACCACCAAGCCCAACUCCCCAUCUACAUAACUGGUGAUCUGCUCAGCCUGCCCAGAGGGCAUCGUGUGAGGGAAGGUUUCCCAAGCCCUCGCCAUGCCUCCCAGGACAGGCACCCCUUCAGGAGCAUGGCGUAGGUUACUUGGGGGGGAGCAGGCAGGGUGCCCCAGUUCUGGCUCCCCCAGCCCUCCGCACCCCAGGAGUUGCACUCCAAGCAGCACUCGAAUGCGCGUGCAGCCCCUGUAGCUUUGCUUGCAUUGACAUUGGCCAUCCAGGUGAUGCAAUGUCAGUUUCCAUCGUGGCAUCCUUUUAACCGGGGAGAAUUGGGACAGAAGGGGUUCUCUCCCCCCCACUUGCCAUGUACAUCAUUCUGUGCCAGACCCUAGGCUAUUCAUGAAAUUAAUAUUUUAAGUAAAACCAUUUGCCAAACCC
Candoia aspera is the source of this 5632-nucleotide messenger RNA. It is a transcript of the gene TAOK1, whose product is annotated as TAO kinase 1. The coding region runs from base 306 to 3311 and encodes 1001 amino acids. The record is from RefSeq and is a predicted model, not a curated record. Gene Ontology annotation, cellular component: cytoplasm. Gene Ontology annotation, molecular function: ATP binding; protein serine/threonine kinase activity. Gene Ontology annotation, biological process: regulation of cytoskeleton organization; protein phosphorylation. NCBI's taxonomy places the organism in Eukaryota, Metazoa, Chordata, Lepidosauria, Squamata, Candoiidae. The transcript is spliced from 20 exons.